Molecule: messenger RNA, 1488 nt
Organism: Acanthopagrus latus (yellowfin seabream)
Lineage: Eukaryota; Metazoa; Chordata; Actinopteri; Spariformes; Sparidae
Exons: 4
Coding region: 61-1089 (342 amino acids)
Biological process (GO): G protein-coupled receptor signaling pathway
Cellular component (GO): membrane
Molecular function (GO): G protein-coupled receptor activity; oxysterol binding
Source: RefSeq, a predicted model, not a curated record
ACCUGACUCAGGAGUAUUCACAGUGAAUGAACUUGCUGGAACCCUGUCUCUUGUUGUGGGAUGGCUGUGGAAAAUAUCACCCUGGACGCAGCAAGGAACUCUGUGAACGACAGCGGCUGUGACGUGUUUGUUUACCAGAGAGCCGCAGUGGUCCUCUUCCCUAUUUUCUACUCUGUUGUUUUCAUCAUCAGCGUGUGUGGCAACAGCUUGGUUCUCUAUGUCAUCUGCCAGAAGAAGCAGAAGUUCAACUCCACUUCCAUCUAUCUGGUCAACCUGGCACUGUCUGAUACCCUGUUCACACUGACGCUGCCUGGCAGAAUCACGUACUACAUUCGCCACUAUGACUGGCCCUUUGGUGACCUUCUCUGCAGACUGACCACACUUCUCUUCUUUGCAAAUACCUAUGCAGGUAUUGGCUUCAUGACCUGUAUCAGUCUGGACCGAUACCUGGCCAUGGUGCACCCACACCGGCUGCAGUGUUUGCGGAGUGUGAGCGUGGUACGCAGGGUCUGCUGCCUGGUCUGGGCUCUGGUGUCCCUGCAGGUAGCCCCUCUGCUGUUCCGCAGCAUGCUGCACGAGCACCAGGACAGACGAACCUGCAUGGAGUACUUCAACUUUGAUGGCUCCCGCUUCACCCCUUAUCUCCUGCUUGUGGCCUGCGCCUUCUCCUUCUGCUGUCCGCUCAUCAUCAUCAUUGGCUGCUAUACCAAGAUCAACCUGAAGCUGCGAGCUGUGGCCAAGCAGAACUCCGUGACUGGUCGAUCAAGGAGGAAUCACAGGGCCAACACCAUUAUUCUUCUCAUCCUCCUCACCUUUCUCGUAUGCUUCAGUCCUUACCACCUCAACGUAAUGCAGUUCAUGUCGAGAAAGAUACACCACCAGCCAACCUGCGAGGAACUGAGGGCCUUCAAGGUGUCUUUACAGAUUACCGUUUCCCUGAUGAACUUCAACUGCUGCUUGGACCCAGUCAUCUACUUCUUUGCCAUCAAGACCUACAAGAAGCGGGUGCUGAGCCUCUUUAAGGACUAUCUGUACACGUCUGGUGCUUCCUCCAAAAUGACAGCUGAGAACAGCAGCAGCAACACCUGAGAGAAACCACAGCUGAGCUUGCAGGAGACAUGCUAACAACAACCAGUGGCACAAAGAAGACCUAGUUUAAACCCAAGAAUGCCUAUUUUAGUCUCUUGUGUUGACACUCUUUUGGAAAUGACUAACAAGUCUUUCACUUAAGAUACUGUGACAACUGUCCAUGUACAUGUGCAGUAUAUGUCGAUAAAAGUACAGGGAAGAUCAUAUUUGCUAAUUUGCAGCCGCUCCCACCCAAAGUGUUGAGCACGAUGAAUGAGAAAACUGCAUACAAUUUAUUGUUCCCUAUCUGUUAAUCUUUUUUUUUUUUUUUACAUCAAAGUGUAUCUUAUAUACUGUCUUAUUUGUAUCGCCUUUCUUGCUCGUGUGUGUGCCAUGCAUUAGCAGUUUUGUCACACAGUA